ACUUCGAUCCUGACUCUUCAAGAGAAAACAAUUCACAACUUGUAUCUUCCUUGGACGCCAUAUAUUUAGCAAGUUUAUUUCAAAGUUUAGAACAAGAUAAACUUAAUGGCGAAGAUUUCAUUCUUGAAUUUGAUAAAUUAUUAAAAGAAAAAACUGUUCCGGAAAAAUUGAAGGAAACUUUUAAAUUACAUAAGUUGGAAAAGUUUAUAGGAGGCACGGUUGAAAAAGAUAGUAACAAGAAUAAGUUCAAGAUUGUUACCCCAAAACGUACUUAUCUUUUUCAAGCCGAUUCUACCACAUCGAUGGAAGAAUGGGUAACACAACUGCAAAGGUCGUUAGUUCGCGCCAACAAUGAUGGUGAUCACGUAAAGAUUGUAAUUCCAAUCGAAAGUAUCACUGAUAUUGACAAUAAAUUAACUUCGAGUUUUCAAGAUACAAUUCGAAUAAAAACCAUUGAUCAAGAUGAAAAUGAAGAUGAGUAUUUAUUUGCGUUUGUUGUGGAUAGUCAAACCCUAUUUGAAAAACUUCAAAUUCUUUGGAGUCAGUUUAAGGGGCAGAAUUUAUCUCGUACGCAAAGCUAUAAACGGCCUCUUUCUCCAGAAUUAACUAUUGCUGGCUUACCGAUAAAUGCGAUAAAUGUUUUUUCUGGAUGGAAUCCAUUCUCCAUUAAUAAACGGAGAAAAAGUGUAGAUGAAACAUUAACGACUACAACAAGAUCCGUCUCUAAGUCAGUACAAUCCUCAAGUUCAACUUUGGAUUUACCGGCUGAACGUGAAGUUCAAUCCAGUGUAAAGAAAAAUCUUACGCGCCGCGUUAACACAUUAAUUCAAAACCCAAUAAAGUAUAUGAGUUCUUCGUUCAAUAAAAGUCCGGAAGAUGAAACAAAAGAACGUUUCAGGGAACAUUUUGCUUUACCUGAAAAUGAAAAUCUGCAUGCCGUAUUCUACGGAUAUUAUCUUCGUAUGAUUCCGUUAUAUGGCAAGUUUUAUGUUUCCGAUAAUUACAUCUGUUAUAAAUCUAGAGUACCUGGUCAAACAACAAAAAAACAAAAUCCAACAAUUUUGGGAUAUUAUGGGCUGGAAAUUUUGACUAAUUCUCAACAGGAGAUGUUCUUUGAAUUUGGAUUUAAGGAUAUAAGAGAUAAUUUUGUAGAUCUGUUAAAGCGCUUAAGGAAUGCGGAUAAGAGACGAAUACCAUCAGAUGGUUCUGGAAACACUGACGAAAGCCAUACGUAA
Racocetra fulgida is the source of this 1235-nucleotide messenger RNA. Lineage: Eukaryota; Fungi; Glomeromycota; Glomeromycetes; Diversisporales; Gigasporaceae. The record is from the annotation of a GenBank genome assembly.